ACGCCAUGGCGAAUCGAGCUGCCGGGAAAGGUUACGAGAACAAGAAUUUUUAUGAGAACAUCCAAUUUCUGUUUUUGCCAAUCGAGAACAUACACGUUGUUCGGAAUAGUUUAUCCAAGCUGAAUGACGCAUGUGAGCUGAAGAACCCGAGUAUGAGCAGCUUUCUAUCCGGCCUGGAGAGCAGUGCGUGGCUGAAACACAUAAAAGCUAUUCUGGAAACUUCUCAUUUUGUCGCGCAAGCCCUGGCUUCGGAGGGUGUGUCCGUGCUCGUGCACUGUUCAGACGGAUGGGAUCGAACGGCCCAAGUGUGCUCUGUUGCCCAGCUGCUAAUUGACCCCCAUUACCGCACCAUCCAAGGAUUCCAG
Messenger RNA from Notodromas monacha, 365 nucleotides. The record is from the annotation of a GenBank genome assembly. NCBI's taxonomy places the organism in Eukaryota, Metazoa, Arthropoda, Ostracoda, Podocopida, Cyprididae.